Messenger RNA from Triplophysa dalaica, 3990 nucleotides. RefSeq lists its product as uncharacterized. The coding region runs from base 212 to 2872 and encodes 886 amino acids. The transcript has 13 exons. Lineage: Eukaryota; Metazoa; Chordata; Actinopteri; Cypriniformes; Nemacheilidae. The record is from RefSeq and is a predicted model, not a curated record.
CGGGAUGUGUCUCCGGGAAUGCGCGUGAACUCAUCCAGAUUCACCCCCACCCGCCUCGAGACCGCCUACGCACGCGUGGAGGAAACCGACCGGACGAAAUCGAUUCCACGAGACACCGAAAGUUACCAAAACUCGAAAAAACAGGUUUGGACGAGAUUUGUCGUGCAUCGGCAUUCACGGAGCCUUUUGGUCCCUUAGUGUUUAUUAUGGUAUGCUGAGAGACAGGGCAGUAGCCAUGCGUGGGAGUUUGCCGUUUUUGGUGUGUGUGCUGUUCAUGUGUGUUUUGGAUGAGACGUCGGCGUGUCUCAUCAUCAGCGAGGUGAACUGUGAUAACCCCAGCCAUGACACUCAGGAGUUCGUGGAGUUGUACUCCGAGGGCACGGAUUCCACUUCUCUGGAUGGGUACACGCUGGUAUUCUACAACGGCAACGGAGACUUCGCUUACCGCAUCAUCAACCUCACCGGGCAUCACACAGACAAGCAAGGCUACUUUUUAGUUGGAUCCUCGGAACUGACGCCCCGUCCUGCCAUCUCUCUCCCGACCAACUCGAUUCAAAACGGACCGGAUGCCAUCGCACUCUACGGGCCCAACUGGGCACCGGUCCUUGUGAACGCACAGGUUUCAGGAGUGGGUUUGUUGGAUGCAGUAGUGUACACUUCCCGUAAAUCCACAGAGGGUGCCGAUGGGCUCGCGUCGGUUCUGACUCCAGGCUCGGUCCCAUACGUGGAGGAUGAAAAGGCUCUGGAGGGCGAUGAAUCUAUUCAGCGCUGCUGGCAGUCCAACAACCUCUGGACGUUUCACACCGGACCGCCGACUCCUGGAGGGGUCAAUCAUUGCCCUGCGCCAACCCCCGGCCUCGUGUGGAUCAAUGAGGUCGACCUCGGUGGAACAGACAAACGGGGAAUGGUAGAACUUCAUGUUGGCGUGGCAGCAGGAUCCUUUUCUGUGGUACUUUAUGACAUCAGCACUGAUCUUAUUAGCACAAGUGUGGAGUUGAGCGUGAAACAGGCCGGGAUCUUUACUGUGUCUGUGGAUACUAGCCGUUUCACAGUGCAACAAAGUGUAGGUCUGGCCGUUUAUAAAGGCCUGGCAUCAAACUUUCCAAAGGACGGCCCACUCAGCCCCCAGCAACCAAUCGAUGCCUUUGUUCUUAGCGACACAACCAACAUGCCCAGUGACAACCUCAUGGAGAUGCUGAUUCCUGGGAGGAAACCAGUUAUAGUCACAGAAAGUCUUCAGACAUCAGGUUUCUCCGGCAGCCGCUGCGGCAUUGCAGAAUGGACGAGAGAUCCAGGUCUGUUUGUGAAGAGACCCCCGAGUCACGGAAAACCCAACGACUGCUCUUGGUUUCAGUCUUGUCCUCGUAACAUCACCUCUUACACAUCAGGCUCAAGGCGGAGUCAGCCUCCCUUUCACAGCUCGGAAGAUUUUCUGAUCAGUGAGAUCAACACGGAUUCGCCGGGUUCAGGAGAGGACGAGGAGUUCAUCGAGCUGUGGCAUCCGUACGGCUCACGUAUGUUCCUGGACUUCAUCUGGCUGGUGAUGAUCAACGGACAGACGGGAACAAUUUAUUACGAGUUAGAGCUGAAUGAAUACUACACUGAUGAGGACGGAUUCUUCCUGAUUGGCAGCGCUAAGGUCGGCGCAGACAUCACAAUCCCAGCGAACACCAUUCAGAACGGACCAGACGCCAUAGCGUUGUACCGCAGCGAGUCUCCGCCCUCCAAGCAGAAUCAGGCUAUUCCACGGGACGGUUUGUUGGACGCAAUCGUUUACCGCGCUCGCGGGUCUGAUAAAAACAUAGCAGAGCUCACAAAAGCUUUAACACCGGGACAGCGCCCCCUGCUGGAGGACAUCAAUGCCUCACCUGGAGAUGAGAGCCUAUCUCGCUGUGGAACUGACAGAUUCAAUCUUAGCGCUUACAGGGUUUCUGCUCCCACGCCGAGGAAACAGAACGGCUGUCCCCCCAAAGCCAUGAUAACCCCAGGCCUAGAGAGUGUCUUCAUCAAUGAAGUGGGCCGGAUGUGUGCAGCUAACCAAUCCGCUGGAAGAUUUUUUGUCGAGUUGAUGGGUCCGCCGUUGGUUAAUCUGCAAGGAUUUGUUUUGGUUUUUGUUAAAAAAGGAAAUGAAGAGCUUUCUGUCUCAUUGAAAUCGGCCAGCAUGGGAAAAGAUGGAAUGUAUCUAGUGGACAAUGUCUUUGGAGCAGAUCUCAGUUCAGUGGUGUUGUGUUUUGAAGCGUCGGGAUCGGGUGUUUGUGACAGUGACUCGUUAGAAACAUAUCGCUACGACUUCAAAGACGAAGAGAAGUUAUGUGAAACAAACAGAUUUGAUUCUGCCUCUCGCUGUGCGUCAGUCACACAGAACGUUUCCUGGAUUUAUUCUCAAGCGACUCCACAUCUGCCAAACCUGUGCCCGAGUCCUUCCUUCUCCACCUCACUGGAUCUGUGCAUACCAUCAGAAGAGAAAGAUUGGAAGGGAAAUUCAGGAAAUUGCACCAGGGAUGACGUUGCUGUUGUAUUAGAGAAGUUAUGUAACUGUGGAAUCUCAGCUUUACAUCUUCAAGGUGUUAAUGUAUCCUGUGAGUCGGGCAUUAUACAUGCCCACGGGCCUGCUGCUUCUAUUUCUGACCAUCAGAGGGAGCAAGUCAAUGAAAUACUCAAAACCAAAGAUCUGUCAUGUUCUGCUGCACGGGAGCAACAGGUUCAUGGAGCAGGGUCGUCUGUCGGCCUGCAGGUGGGGCUCGUGCUCAUAGCAGUUCUGCUGUUUGGACUUGGUACAGCUGUGUUUGUCUACCUGUACAAGAGAAGACGACCUGCUGAUUAUCUCUCAAUGCAGAUGAGUGAACAACCUGAGAUGACACAAGAGCUCUAGUUCAUUUGCUUCUGUGUGUGUUUGUUUGUUUGUUUGUAAAGAUGAUGCAAUAUUGACAUUCCAAUAAUUUUCUUAAUGUAUUUAAGAACAAUGUUGUAUUUUAUAAAUGUGUAAAUUGUUGUUUAUCAUGUUUUUAAUUCAGUUUAUGCAUACUUUUGCUGAAGGACUUCGUAGGGACAUGCUCGGUCGACCGGCGUAACACACACACAAUGUUAUAGAUCAGUGGUUCUCAAACUGGGACCCGUGGCCCCCUAGAUGGAUCCAGGGGGCAACAGAUUUAGUGGCAUUUUAUGAAAUGUAUUAAGUUAUCAAAAACUAGGGCCACCAACCAAAACAAUUGAUGUUCCAGGAUUGUAAAACUGAAUUUGUUUUUGUUUAAUUAAAAUUCUAAGUUUAAGAUUAUUUGUCUUUAUUUUAGGGGGCAGCAGAGCAAUGCAAUCCACACAAAGGGACUAUUACAACGAAAAAGUUUGAGGACCACUGUUAUAGAUAACACAAUUCAAGCUGCUUAAAUCUUUUCCAAACUUAAACCUUUGCAAAUGCUUGCCUUCAGAAAUCAACAAAUUAAUAAGCUAUGCAAUAAUAUUUAAAGAUAUAUAAAAUGUUGAGCUUUAUUAAUACGUAUAAACUUUCACUUUGAGCAUCGGAAUCAACCUUUCACUGUAACACAUUGCUAUUGCGUGUUUCCAGAUCGACUUUUAUGUAUCCUCUGUACUUUGAAGUUGUUGUCAUGUGUUCUCAGGUUUAUCAGAUCGAUGUUUUGGAAGAGAGUCCACAGAAUGGUUUGUCAGCCACAUGAGUUUCCAGUCUCAGUAGUUUUUCUCAUGGACUGGUUCUCUUCGUGACUUUGAACUGUAGGGUUUAGCCACAGCUUGCAUGCUUGACCGGCAGUGAGAAGUCUAAACAAAACAGAAAAAGUCCAGGAAAUAAAGGGUCAGACUGAAAGGCUGUUCUGUGUUUUUGCCAGAACAGAAAUAUGUUUGGUGUGUGUUCUAUCAUUUGGAAUGAGUUUUAUCUAGAAGAGAAAUUAAAUUUUGAUUGUCAGUUGUUUGUUGCUCUUUGUCGAUUUGUACAUUCUGUAAAAUACAAUCAAAAUAAAAGACUGUUUGUUAAUUUUA